Messenger RNA from Ruditapes philippinarum (Manila clam), 1478 nucleotides. RefSeq lists its product as uncharacterized. Lineage: Eukaryota; Metazoa; Mollusca; Bivalvia; Venerida; Veneridae. The transcript is spliced from 8 exons. Gene Ontology annotation, cellular component: nucleus; cytoplasm. Gene Ontology annotation, biological process: negative regulation of gene expression. The record is from RefSeq and is a predicted model, not a curated record. Gene Ontology annotation, molecular function: transcription corepressor activity. Bases 279 to 1478 code for a protein of 399 amino acids.
CAUGCGCAUGGACUUGAAUAAUUUCUAAAAAUUCCUAUUUUCGGUUUUGAUAUUUCCUAGAAAGCGGAAGGUUAAACACAGUUUUUUCGAAAACAUGGAAAGAAAAAAAAAUGUUUUAUUAAUUACUUAUAAUGCGCCUUUGUCAUUGUAUCGUAAGUUAUAAUGAAUUAAUCAAUAUUGUUGUCAAAUCGAAAGUAGACAAGGUGGACGUUCAACUGGACAAGCGGAAGAAAAAGCAUUGAUUGAGGUCUAUUAAGGAGCAGCAAAAGAGUGUAACUAUGGCAACAGCAGGACCUGAUAAAAUCCAUCGAACAUGGUCUGUUAAUGACAAGUUCAAAGUGUCUGUAAAUAAGGACAAUCCAGAUUAUACAAAAGCUAAAAUGCAGUUUCAAUGCUUUUUUACAACAAGAGAUAAUGUUGGACUCAAAACAGAAGAAAGGUCAGGGAAGACAAUCGUGCAGUUUCCUGUUCCACAAGACAAAAACUCCCAUUCUAGGAGCACAUUAAAGGAAACUUUCAGGAAGUGUAUGAUAGACUUUGUUACAAAAGAUAAGAGUUAUGUGUUAAUAUCAAUUGACAAUAUUAAAUAUUGGACAAAGAGAGAAUUUUGUGAAGUUAUCCUGGAAGAAUUCAUUAAGUUGGCUGAAACGAAAAAUGCAAAACUUAAUCAUUCUGUAAAGUUAGAAUUUUGUACCUUGGAUGACCUCAACUUUGGAGAAGCUGUCAAAGCAUGUGAUGCAAAAAUAAAAGGAGUCAAGAGUAUACCAGUUGUACAGAAAGAUAGCAGAUCCCAUGGUCCAUCAGUUUGUAUUGUGAAGGGCAGUCUUGCAAAUGUCAAGGUAGAUGCAAUAGCAUGUACAACAUCACAUGAUUUUGACUUAUCACAUGGUGCUGUGUCAGCAGCCCUAUUAGGACGAGGUGGACAUGAAUUACAGAGAGAAUUGUACACGAAAUGUGGUGGAGCUCAAGCAUUUGGUGAAGUUAUACCAGUUUAUGGACACAAGCUUGAUUGUAGAGUGGUUUUCUUUGGUGUAAUGUACCCAUAUAAUCCUAAAUAUGCAAAGGGAUAUAAGACUUCAGAAGAAUAUUACUGUUCUAGCAUUCAUGACUUUGUACAGAGAUGUCUGAAUCUGGCUGAGAAGAGGCAGUUACGAUCUGUCGCCUUCCCUGCUAUUGGAGCAGGGGUUUUAAAUUAUCCGAUACAUGUUGUAGCUGAUGAAAUGUUUAGGACAGUUGAUGACUGGCGGGGAACCUAUGUCAAUGAAGUCAAAUUUGUAAUAUAUCCAAAGGACAAAGUAGUUUUACAGGAAUUUGAGCGAGCAUUGAAGAAAUAUGUUACAGUUUCAUCCAGUGAGAUACGUCAUUCAGGCUCAAUACGAACAUCACAUUUUAACAUUCCAAACCAGGUUCUCAAGUUGGGUCCUAAAGUAGAGUGCAGGUUCCCCUUACCAAAAGGAUAUACAAUAGAAAUUCAUUGA